This is a messenger RNA of Salvia hispanica, 1288 nucleotides long. NCBI's taxonomy places the organism in Eukaryota, Viridiplantae, Streptophyta, Magnoliopsida, Lamiales, Lamiaceae. The record is from RefSeq and is a predicted model, not a curated record.
GAAGAGUGUGAGAGAGUAGAGCUUCAAGGAUUUUUAAUACUCCCCUUUUUAGCUUGGCAAAGACGAAAACCCAAUUAUUCUCCGAUCCAAUCACGCAUCGAACGACGACGUAUCAAUGGCGACGGCGGCGAUAGGCGUUCGGCAGGUCGAUGAACCAAAGCCGAACCACCAACAAGGCGCUGCUUCCGGCGGCGAGGGCCUCCGCCAGUAUUAUCAGCAGAGUAUUCAGGAUUUGCAGCUGUCGGUACGCCAGAAAGAUCACGAUCUCCAGCGCCUCGAAGCUCAGCGCAAUGACCUUAAUGCUCGAGUGAGAUCAUUAAAGGAAGAGUUGCAGCUUCUUCAGGAGCCUGGAUCGUAUGUUGGUGAAGUUGUCAAAGUUAUGGGAAAAUCAAAGGUCCUUGUUAAGGUCCAUCCCGAGGGCAAGUAUGUAGUUGACAUUGACAAGAGCAUCGAUAUCACUAAGAUUACACCUUCAACAAGGGUUGCUCUACGUAAUGAUAGCUAUGUGCUCCACUUGGUCCUGCCUAGUAAAGUUGAUCCGUUGGUGAACCUAAUGAAAGUUGAGAAAGUUCCAGAUUCCACUUAUGACAUGAUUGGUGGUCUUGACCAGCAAAUUAAAGAGAUAAAAGAGGUGAUUGAGCUUCCAAUCAAGCACCCAGAAUUGUUUGAAAGUCUAGGAAUAGCCCAACCAAAGGGAGUGUUGCUAUAUGGUCCUCCUGGAACUGGCAAGACGCUGCUGGCAAGGGCAGUGGCUCACCAUACUGACUGCACUUUCAUCCGAGUUUCGGGCUCUGAGCUAGUUCAGAAGUACAUUGGUGAAGGAUCUAGGAUGGUUAGAGAACUCUUCGUCAUGGCCAGAGAGCAUGCUCCAUCCAUCAUCUUCAUGGAUGAAAUUGAUAGCAUUGGAUCUGCUCGUAUGGAAUCUGGAAGUGGAAAUGGGGAUAGUGAGGUUCAGCGAACUAUGUUGGAGCUUCUUAAUCAACUUGAUGGCUUUGAAGCCUCUAACAAGAUAAAAGUACUGAUGGCUACCAAUAGAAUUGACAUUCUGGACCAAGCUCUUCUUAGGCCUGGAAGAAUUGAUAGGAAGAUUGAGUUCCCAAAUCCCAAUGAAGAGUCCCGGUGUGAUAUCUUGAAGAUUCAUUCAAGGAAAAUGAAUUUAAUGCGAGGAAUUGAUCUAAAGAAGAUCGCCGAGAAGAUGAAUGGAGCAUCUGGUGCAGAACUUAAGGUAUGCCUCGGUGUUUUGGUUACAUUAGAGCUUUACCCCUUUGAAUGAAUGAAUCAUGUAGAA